Schistosoma haematobium is the source of this 1910-nucleotide messenger RNA. RefSeq names its product glycerol-3-phosphate O-acyltransferase 2, variant 2. The coding region runs from base 65 to 1309 and encodes 414 amino acids. The transcript has 9 exons. Lineage: Eukaryota; Metazoa; Platyhelminthes; Trematoda; Strigeidida; Schistosomatidae. Gene Ontology annotation, biological process: biosynthetic process. Gene Ontology annotation, molecular function: pyridoxal phosphate binding; L-alanine:2-oxoglutarate transaminase activity. The record is from RefSeq and is a predicted model, not a curated record.
AUAAGAUCCUGGUUUCUGUGCUAAUUUAAGUCCUAAAUCAGUCUUCCGUUACUUCGCUUUAAACAUGGAUAGAGUGCUAACGCUUGAAACUAUCAAUCCCAAUAUGAUAAAAAUCGAAUAUGCAGUACGUGGGCCAAUCGUGGAACGUGCUCUUCAAAUCGAAAAAGAACUCAAGAAUGGUGAUAAAAAAUCCUUCAGUGAAGUUGUCAAGUGUAAUAUUGGUGACUGUCACGCAACUGGCCAAAGGUUCAUAACGUUCGUACGUCAAGUCACUGCUCUGGCAACUUUUCCCCAUCUCCUCAAAGAGAAGAGUUUUCCAGAGGAUACAAAAUCAAGAGCUAAGGAUUUGUUAGCAGCUUGUUCUGGUUCUAGUGUCGGUUCUUACAGUCACUCUCUGGGGCUGGAGUUAGUUCGUAAAGAUGUAGCAAAGUAUAUACAUCAACGCGAUGGUAUUGAGUCUAACUGGGAGAAUAUUUUUCUAGCUUGCGGGGCUACGGAGGCCGUAAAGAUGUUACUGGAAAUGAUAUCCACAACCGGUCGAGGCAGUGAACGCGCUGGUGUUAUGAUUCCAAUACCGCAGUAUCCUUUGUAUUCAGCUACGAAUUCCGAAUACAAUAACUUUCAGAUUAACUACUACUUAGAUGAAAGUGACAACUGGUCCUUAUCUGCUGAUGAAUUGAAACGAGCACUAACGAGCGUCAAAGGACAGUGCAUACCGAAAGCCAUAGUUAUAAUUAAUCCAGGAAAUCCAACGGGUCAAGUACUUCCUCAAAAAUGUAUGGAAGAUAUUAUUAAAUUUGCAGUUGAUAACCGACUGAUUUUGAUAGCUGAUGAAGUUUACCAGCAAAAUGUUUACCAGCCGGACAAAUAUCCAUGGGUUAGUUUUAAAAAAGUUUUGUUCAAUAUGGGACCAAGUUACUCAGGAAAAUUGGAAUUGGCCUCACUCAUGUCCUGUAGCAAAGGUUACAUGGGAGAAUGUGGAUAUCGCGGUGGAUAUUGUGAAUUAUUAAAUUUUGAUCCAGCUGUUCAAGCUCAGCUUUACAAAGCCCUUUCAGCACGAUUAUGUCCACCCCUAAUGGGACAGGUAGCAUUAGAAGCAAUCGUGAAUCCGCCUAAACCAGGUGAAGCAUCAUAUUCCUUAUUUGUCAAAGAACGAGAUGAUGUAUUAAGUGCAUUGAAAGAUAAAGCUGAUAUCACCUAUAGCGCACUGAAUUCAAUGCCAAAUAUGUCAUGUAAUCCUGUUCAAGGUGCAAUGUAUGCCUUUCCACGCAUACAUUUACCACCAAAAGCUAUUCAAGAAGCUAAAUAAUAUGAGUAAUUCACAAUUGUCAAUUACAGAGAAGAGGAGAAGCACCAGAUUUCUUCUAUUGUUUACAACUGUUAGAAGAAAAAGGUAUAUGUGUAGUUCCCGGUUCUGGUUUUGGGCAACAAGAAGGAACGUAUCAUUUCAGAACCACUAUUUUACCGUCUGUUGAGAAGAUGAAAUAUGUUAUGAAACAAGUUGAAGAAUUUCAUAUAUCAUUUAUGAAGAAAUAUUCUUAAUUCUAUAUUAUAAUAAAUUAGUUAGAAAAGAUACAUUAAUUCAAGACUAUCAUUCAGAUUAGUCAUGUAUCUAUAACUAAUUGUUCGUUUAUGAGUAGUGGGUUUAAACCUGUACCCACUUAUCCUAUUAAAUUUAUCAUUAUUUUUAAUAACUUAAUAUCAUGGUAACUAUUAAACUUUAUUAUUACUACAAUGUAUGUAUGUAUGUAUGCAUAUUAGUGAAAUUAUGUACAUGCAAAUUAAAUGCUCACCAAUUUACAUAAAUUCUAUUAUGUAUGAACAAUUCCCAAUAACUUCAAUCACAUUCUAUUGUUUAUUAUAAUUGUUUUUAAUUUUUUUUUUUUGGAAAAUAUAUUUAGUUAACGAAA